Scophthalmus maximus (turbot) is the source of this 1760-nucleotide messenger RNA. It is a transcript of the gene riiad1, whose product is annotated as RIIa domain-containing protein 1. The record is from RefSeq and is a predicted model, not a curated record. The transcript is spliced from 4 exons. Lineage: Eukaryota; Metazoa; Chordata; Actinopteri; Pleuronectiformes; Scophthalmidae. Bases 538 to 813 code for a protein of 91 amino acids.
AGUCAUAUAUGAAACGUGAUGUGGGUGUUACCUUGACAUGUAAAAACCACAGUGUUUUUUUUAAUAGAGUAGUCAAAAACUGUAUUUUUAACUUUUUUUGUCUUGUAGAAUUCAAGUAAAAUUCUACAAGAAUUAUAAACAAACUAAAGACAAAUCACGUAAUGAAUGCUUAUAUAGACAGAUACAGAAUUCUACCUGACAACAGCAAUGAACUUAAUUCUGAUUGGUUACUUUCAAAGCCGUGUCACGCCUCCUUUGAUGGCCGGUGUGAUCUCCCACGGUGACGACACGGGUCGAGACAAAUCGCAUCACGUGAUCUGAGGUCACAUGCGCAGUAACCGGCGCAGUGCUGACCCCUCGCGGACGCAGCCCCUCGUCGCCUGAGCUCGUUACCAUAGCGACGGCUGUUGCCAAGCGUCGAGACGCCGCCAGGAGCAGGUGACCGCCGUUGUGUUGGACAUGGCCCCCCAACGUUUCUGCGACGUCCAAUAGAGAAAAGUAAACACAGGCCAAACAACCGACAUCCGUCGAGGAUCGAUGGCGGGAGAAGGCGCCUCGGAGAGACUGGACCUCGGAGUUCUGAGCGAAGAGCAGCAGGAGAAACUGCGACGGUUCAAGAUCAAGACGAGGAUCGACAACGAGAAGUAUCUGAGGUCGCAUCCCGAGGUGGAGGUGUUGAUCGGAGACUUCCUCAGAAAUAUGCUUCUCAAAAGGCCCACUGACAUCAGGGAGUUUGCUGCAGAACACUUCAACGACCCGAGCCUCCAUUCGACCAUUGACUCCGAAAAGGAGGAGAACAGUGUCAUUGAGUAAAAGUCACCCAACAGUCUUGGCGCUGCAAGCUUCUCCUCUGUGUCCUUCUCUGAAAGGAGCAGCACAUGUAUGGACCCCCGUGACUACUAUGGGUCUGAUAGGUUUUAUGUCUGUCUAAAACAGUUAUUAUACAACACUGCUAUCGUGCAUAUGCCGCUUGGGAGCUAGGGAUGGUUCUAAUGGCCGUUUCUAAUGAGUGUGAUUAAAAGAUAAUGAGGAGACGACAUCCUAUGGGUAUUACACACUGUGUGUUACAUCACCCACAUGAUCAUGUAGGGACAUGUUGACCUGUGUAUGUCGCGUUUGUUGACCUGAGUUAUCUGCGUUCAUCUGAAAUGAGCCAUGUCCACUCAGCUACUAUAUAUCGAUUACACAGCUAUAGUGAAGGUCUGCAUACGUUGACACUAUUCCACCCUUUACAGUCACGUCACUUUACGUUAAAUGGUAAAACAGUUUUUCAUAGUUAAUUUCUUUUUUGAUCAAACGUCCAGUGUGCUACUAAAUUCUUUGAGGUGGCAUUUUUUCUGCCUUUUUUUAUAAAGAUAGGUUUGUUUUUUGUUCCAUCAAAAUAUGGGAUAAGUUUCAGGGUCCUACAUUAGAAGAAGUUGAAUUUCACUAAUGAGACCAUCAGUUCUACUUUGCGUAAAUGUAUAUUGGCUUUGUGUUUCUGUAGAGAAGGGAUCCCCUCAGGUUCUUUUUCAAAAGUACCAUCUGUCUGCCAUUACAAUAAGUGCAUUGUAUAACCUUCUUCUGCAAUGGCCUUGACAUUCGAGGCCAUGUGGUCAUUACCACUUUGUGUUCAGUAGCUGCUGUAGAUAAAGCUUUAAUCUCCCUUUGUUUGUUUUGGUUACGUCAUUCUGUUUAGACAAUGCAUCUGAAAUUACAUAUUAGCAUUACAUCUUUUUUUACAGCCUCAAAAUUGAAUAAACCAUCAUCCAAUAUUCGUA